AUGAAUCAUCCUACAUCCUAUAAUACAUGUUUAGAGACAAUUCCAAUUGAAUUUCACGCAAGGUCUUUCUCGUUCGACACACUCACUCACAUCUCUUCGUACUUGACCACGUUGGACCUUGUUCGGAAUGCUUCUCUCGUGAAUAAAUUUUGGAAUGCUGCCUCUACCUCCAACAUGACAUGGUCCCAAAGAUUCUUGAUCGAGUUGGGUCCUCCUGAAUGGUUCAUUGAAAAAUUAAAUCAAACGUUGAGACGAAAUCGCAAUGGAGCAGAACGUGGCUCAACGCAUGAAAAGUCUUACAAGAAAGCCUUUCAUAAUAACAAACAAAUAGUGAUCUAUGAGGAUGAUGAAUGGGCAGAUGAAUUCGAAGAUUGUGGAAAAUAUGUAAAACUACCAAGAAAAUACAAAUCCAAAUCACUCAACACAACCUCUACGACCACAACAAGUACGAAGAAUGGAAACAGCAGUCCAAACACAGAUGAUAAAAUUAGUAUGGAAUUAUUCAAACAAGAACUGGAAUCAUGUUUUGGAGAAGAUCAAUUUUGGAUGAAUUUUUAUGUGUUGGUGGUUUCCAUGAUUCCUCUCCAAUGUGCCAAUCUACAUCAUAACUAUGGAGUAGUUCAACCACCCAUCUAUCCUAAACAUUAUGGGCUCUCUGCAGAAGCUGAUGAAUUAGACACUGACGAAGAAGAAGAAGAAGAAACAUGCCAUGACGAACAAUUACGUGAAAUUUCUAGAAAAGUUUGUCCUGAGCUGGAUUCAUUCAUUAAGCAAGAUUUUAUUCAAGGAAAAAAGUAUGACUGGAAAGCUGAUGACGUGCAUUCAAGACGCUUGGUUUCUCUCAAUUAUGUUUAUUUUUCACUGUUUUUACAAGAAAUGAAAAAGAGAAUUUCGAAAGCAAUCCAAUUGGAUGAUUCCUCACACCAGCACGACACAAAGAGAAAGAAACUCCUUCUUGAUGCUCUUAAAUUUGAUAUCAAAACUCACAAACUAUGCACCAUAUUGAGCAUCUUUGAUCGACAUGGAAUCAUUUUGAGAUAUUUUGGCAGUGAUUUGGAGAAUACUGAAAAACUAGUUUGGAAAUCCUCAAAAGUAUUGGAACAACACAAAGAAAUGAUGAAAAGCUAUGACAUGCUCAAUGAAGAAUCUGCAGCUCUUUUAAGAACACCCUAUCUCUUAGAAAUGGAAACAGUGAGAGUGGGAUAUGAAUUCGAUCAUCAUCCCAUUUCACUACUCAAAUUUUGUUAUGGUAUUUUGUGUGAAAAAGAGCACGAGAUUUAUUCAGGCAUAGCUCGCUCUAAACUCGUUCACAAACAUUCUGUUGCAAGUUGUCAUGAACAAGAGAUUGUAAGAGAUCCAUCCAAGCAUGUUGCCGUAGGUCCACACACAACAGAUGCUUUCAUGCCAUUUUGCAAUUAUACCUUUGUCGAUGAAACCUAUGAUAGUUUCUAUGGACGUGCUGUUUGUGCAGCGACUGUACGAUGUGGUAAACAAGCAAAAAUUGCUGAAUUUGUGUCCAACAAGGUAGAGGGAUGGUGUCCUGGAUUUUGGAAUGCAAAUUUUUACUUUUAUCAUGUCGCUCGAUUUCAAUGUCAAUUCAAUGUGGACAUGAAUAUGAUUCAGGUCUUGCAAGAUCAGAGUAAUAUUGUUCAUGAUUGUUGUUGA
This is a messenger RNA of Naegleria lovaniensis, 1665 nucleotides long. RefSeq lists its product as uncharacterized. The record is from RefSeq and is a predicted model, not a curated record. Gene Ontology annotation, molecular function: protein binding. The transcript has a single exon. The coding region runs from base 1 to 1665 and encodes 554 amino acids. NCBI's taxonomy places the organism in Eukaryota, Heterolobosea, Eutetramitea, Acrasida, Naegleriidae.